Molecule: messenger RNA, 870 nt
Organism: Tetrahymena thermophila SB210
Lineage: Eukaryota; Ciliophora; Oligohymenophorea; Hymenostomatida; Tetrahymenidae
Product: metallo-beta-lactamase domain protein
Exons: 4
Source: RefSeq, a predicted model, not a curated record
AUGCUGCCUUAGAUUAACAAAAUAGAAAGGUUAUCAAAAAAAGUAUGGAGAAUUUUAGGUUUAAAUCCAGGACCUUUUACUCUUUAGGGAACAAAUACUUAUUUGAUAGGAGAAGGAAAAUAUAGAACACUUAUAGAUUGUGGAUAAAAUGAAGAUGGAUAUAAAGAACUCUUAAAGCAAGUUUUAGAUGAAACACAAAGCUAAAUUUCUUAGGUGAUAUUUACUCAUAACCACCCUGAUCAUACUUUAGGGAUCAAGGAUAUUCUUGAACUCAAAUAAAAUUGUACAUUUAAGAAAUAUAUGUAUUUAGAAGAAGAUUAAUAGCUUGAAUAAGAGUAUGGAUUUAAAUAUGAGCAAGUUGGUUUUUAAGAUAUGGAAAUAGUAAAAGGCGAAGACCACACACUAUAAGUUAUAACAACUCCUGGGCACUGCACUGAUCAUGUAUGUUUCUAUCUCUUUGAAGAAAAAACUCUUUUCACUGGAGAUUUUAUACUAUCAGGAUCAAGCAAUGUAAUCAGAAAUUUAAAAGAUUAAAUGAAUUCUUUCAAAAAGUGUUUAAGCUUAGAUGUUGAAAAUAUCUAUUCUGCUCAUGGAGUAGCUAUAACAGGAAAAGAAGAAUCUCAAAAAACAAUGUUAGAAUAAAUGUAGCAUCGUCAAAUGAGAGAAGAUAAAAUAAAAGCAGCUAUCAAAUAACUUGGAUAAUGUAACUCUAAUUAAAUACUUGAAAUAGUAUAUCCCGGUUUGUAAGAAAACUUAGUUAAUGGAGCACUUCAUAAUAUUUCAGUGCAUAUUACUAAAUUAAUUGAUGAUAAAUUAGUGCUCAAAUUAGAUAACUAACAAUUUAAAUGGGUUGAAGAACCUAGCUUAUGA